Aureococcus anophagefferens is the source of this 489-nucleotide messenger RNA. RefSeq lists its product as hypothetical. The transcript has a single exon. NCBI's taxonomy places the organism in Eukaryota, Pelagophyceae, Pelagomonadales, Pelagomonadaceae. The coding region runs from base 1 to 489 and encodes 162 amino acids. The record is from RefSeq and is a predicted model, not a curated record.
AUGAAGGAGUACUUCGGCAUGGAGCACGUCGCCUACGAGGACAUGUCGCCGGUCAUCGUCCCGCGAAACUACACGAAGCAGUACGUCGACGGCGGCGGAAGUUUGCUGGCGGAGCAGAAGGCGAAGAUCCUCGCGGCGACGGCGCGCGUCGAGGCGUCGUCGGAGGCCACGGUUCUCGAGGGCACGGGCCACGUCGGCGUCGGGUCGAUCAUCGGCGCGUCGAACGCGGAUGUGGCGGCGUGGGUCGGCGCGGACGUCGUGCUCGUCGCCAACGGCGGCAUCGGGUCCGCCUUCGACGAGCUGGAGAUGAACCGCAUCAUGCUCAAGGACAAGGGCGUGCGCGUCCGCGGCGUCAUCCUGAACAAGGUCCGGCCCGACAAGGUCGACAUGAUCCGCGACGGCCCGCGCCGAACCUCUCGAGCUCGGUCGCAUCGAAGUCGUUUCGGCCGAUUUUUGGACGGAUCGUGUUCUCUCGGCGGGUUCUUUUGA